AUGCCCCUGCCAAAUCAGGGUCACGUAGGGCAGGCCUCACAAGAAUGCAUCCAGGAUGAGGACCGUGAUACCAUUCUGCAGCAUGAGUUUCAAAAUUAUGUUUUGGCCAUUUUGUCAAAGGAACAAAACUCAUCUGGAGAUGAAGAGACAGAUGAUCAUGAUGAUGAUGAUUAUGAAGAAGUAGAAGAAGAAGUAGAAGAAGAAACAGAAGAAGAAGCAGAAGAAACAGAGGAAGAAGCAGAAGAAACAGAGGAAGAAGCAGAACAAAAAGAAGAUGAAGCAGAAGAAAAAGAAGAUGAAGCAGAAGCAGAAGAAGAUGAAGCAGAAGAAGAUGAAGCAGAAGAAAAAGAAGAUGAAGCAGAAGCAGGAGGAGAAGGGGAAAGAACACAGAAAGAAGGGGAAAUAGAAGAAAAAUGUCAAAAAGAGAAACAUAGUAAAACAACUGAGGGAGAGAAAAGCAGUAAUACCACAAUGGAAACUGCAGAGACAGAAGAGACUACUCAGAAAGAGACCAUCAUUCAACAGGACAAAGAAAGCACUGACAAUCACACUGUGAAUAAUUCUUCAGAGAACGCUGAUGACCAAGUAACUGGAGGAACUGCUGGGAGGAAAAAGCGAAAGCCACUGACAGGCCAGAAGAAUGAGUGUGGCAGAAAGGAAGAUAGAUCUGGAAAGCCAUCACAGAGUGAACAAGAAAAAGAAAAGGAAGAUGUAUCUGGUGAAGACAGUAAAGAUGAAAACCAGAAUCAUACACUGGAGAAUUCCAGGGAAACUGUGUCUAACCAGGACACAAGGGCAAAAUCUUCUACUUGUAUAUUACUGUAACACUGUUAGAGUAUGAAAGAAUGUGACAUUUUUAAAGCACAUAGUGCAAUUUUUACUUGAAACCACUUUUGACUCUCUGGAGGUGUUGAUGGUUGCAUUGUUGAUUUAUUUGAUUGCUGUGAUUUUAAACAUGCAGACCCUUUUCUUGAUAUUUAUUGGUAAUUUUAAUAGUUGCAACUGAUAUGCUUAUCAGCAUCUUGCUGGAGUUCUGGGGCCUUAACUGCUAGUGUUGUAAAACAAAAUAUAUUUUUUUAUGUGAAAAGUUGAAUACAAGCAUUUCAUGGUUUGGUUAUUUUUUAUUGCUGAAUAAUUUUAUUCUGUUUCAGUCUACAGAAUACCACUUGAUACAUGUACUGAAUCCAGUGUGAUACUCUUGCAAAAUUAUGGUAUUUGAUUUAAGGUGUGUUUUGAUUCAACAAACUAGGUGAAAAUAUUAAAGUUCACAUUUUAAAGCGGGCACUCAGAGGGCACCUAGACAUGUGCCUCCUCUGGUUAAAAAAACAGCAAUAAAACCUUCAAAUUAACAUGUAGGCCAUUAGUGAGGAAGUACUUAAGUAUGUGCCUAAUUUUGUACAUGGCAGCAGUUUCAUUACACUACCUGAGGGUAGUGCAAGUAUGCAAGUGAGUACUCUGCCAAGCUGGGACUUUGAAAAACCUUUCAUUUCUGAGAGAUACUGAACUCCCUUCAUUCCUGCUGAAAACAGCAUAAGCUGAUGAGUCCUUUUCCUCACAGAAUCAGGCCAAAUAAAAACUGGACACCCCACUGUGGCUUCUUUGGGGUUCUAAUCUUAUAUUCUUUGAACAUUCAUACCUUCAUGAGGCUCUAGUGAAGUUUUUCUUAGAAGAAAAUAAUGUUACCAGUUACUAUGGAAUACAUUGGUAUGAUAAACAUCAAUAUGGACUAAAUAUUAGUGUUUUUCUCAUGCAACAUGGCUUUUCUGCAGAUGGAGACUGAACAGCAGGAGAAAUGUAUCCAGUUACUGGUAUGGAUAAGCAGAAUGUUUGUUUUCUGAAUUAGUCCAAGAAGCAGAAGUGACAAGUCCACUAUUCUAAUUGCCAGCAUUCCCUCUAAAUAACAUUUGAUUACUGAAAAUUUGGUCCAAAUGAAUAAGAAAUAUAAACCUAACCAUGAUGAUAUAACCCUUCCCCUGGAGAUAUUCAAGGUGAGGCUUGACAGGGCUUUGGGCAGCCUGAUCUACUUGAGGAUGCCCCUGAUUACUGCAAAGAGGGUUGGACUAGAUGACCUUUGGAGGUCCCUACCAACCCAGACCAUUCUCUGAUUCUAUGGUUCUACGAUUCUAUAAUUCUAUGAAUAUGCUCCAGGGUCUGUGUUUGCCCCUAAACUGAAAACUAAGCAUACUAAAAUAGGCUUCGUUUUUAAGGAUGUACACAAGCUCUAGCUCAUAUAUAAAAUAAAAAGUUACUUCUAAACUCAGUUCUUUUCAGAAUAUUUUACAAGGAACAGAUGAUCUUUGUAGAAAACUUAGGAAAAUGUUAUUUAAUUUCAUUGACAUACACACACAUGUUAAUAUGCCUUUGGACAUAUUUUGCCUUUGCAUUAUUAGUUUUCCUAGUUUGGGAGUUGGUUAAGUUUUAUGUAACAUAGGUAUUUGUCAACUGA
This is a messenger RNA of Dryobates pubescens (Downy woodpecker), 2446 nucleotides long. Its product is annotated as cilia- and flagella-associated protein 251-like. Lineage: Eukaryota; Metazoa; Chordata; Aves; Piciformes; Picidae. The record is from RefSeq and is a predicted model, not a curated record. Bases 1 to 825 code for a protein of 274 amino acids. The transcript is spliced from 5 exons.